CCUCCUGUGCUCCCUCCCCGCGGCCCUCCCUCCGCCGCGCCCACGUGACACCCGAGCUUCGGCGGCUCGGAUUACCGCCGCCGCCGCUCCAGUGCCCGCGCCGAGGCUGCUCCGCGAACUGCCCGCGCCGCGCCCCCAGCCCCACCGAGCCAUGGCCCGCGCUGCCGGCCCACGGCCCGCAAUCCCGGAGCGCGGCGCGGCCGGCCGCUGAGAGCCCGGCCCCGAGGCGGGGAGCCCCGGCGCGGCCUCGGAGCAGCGCCCGCGGCGGUCCGGCCCCUCCCCUGCACAGCUCCCCGCGCCCCUUGCGCGCCCUGCCGCCGCGCGCCCGGCCCCAGCAUGGAGACGGCGGAGAAGGAGUGUGGCGCCCUGGGCGGGCUCUUCCAGGCCAUCGUCAACGACAUGAAGAGCUCCUAUCCCAUCUGGGAGGACUUCAACUCCAAGGCUGCGAAGCUCCACUCUCAGCUGAGGACCACUGUGCUGGCUGCUGUGGCCUUCCUCGACGCCUUCCAGAAAGUAGCUGACAUGGCCACCAACACCCGAGGGGCCACGCGGGACAUUGGCUCAGCGCUCACGCGCAUGUGCAUGCGCCACCGCAGCAUCGAGACCAAGCUGCGGCAGUUCACCAACGCGCUGCUGGAGAGCCUCAUCAAUCCACUGCAGGAGCGCAUCGAAGACUGGAAGAAGUCAGCCAACCAACUGGACAAGGACCAUGCGAAAGAGUAUAAACGAGCCAGGCAUGAAAUCAAAAAGAAGUCAUCUGACACGCUGAAGCUACAGAAGAAAGCGCGCAAAGGGAAAGGAGACCUGCAGCCCCAGCUGGACAGUGCCCUGCAAGACGUCAACGACAUGUACUUGCUGCUGGAAGAGACGGAGAAGCAGGCUGUGCGCCGUGCGCUGAUCGAGGAGCGGGGCCGAUUCUGCACCUUUAUCACCUUCCUCCAGCCGGUGGUGAACGGCGAGCUGACCAUGCUGGGAGAGAUCACUCACCUGCAGGGCAUCAUUGACGACCUGGUGGUGCUGACUGCGGAUCCCCACAAACUGCCUCCCGCCAGUGAGCAGGUGAUCAAAGACCUGAAGGGCUCUGACUACAGCUGGUCCUACCAGACCCCACCCUCAUCACCCAGCAGCUCCAACUCCCGGAAGUCCAGCAUGUGCAGCCUGGCACAGCCAGCCACCACCCGCCUCUCCAGUGUCUCCUCCCACGACUCUGGCUUCGUCUCCCAGGACCCCACCUACUCCAAGCCCCCUUCGCCCAUGCCUUCAGACAUCACCAGCCAGAAGUCCUCCAGCUCUGCGUCCUCUGAGGCCUCAGAAACCUGCCAGUCAGUUAGCGAGUGCAGCUCCCCAACCUCGGACUGGACCAAGGCUGGUCCCCACGAACAGCCCUCAGCCACCACCCUGCAGCGGAGAAAGGAUCGUGUGGAGCACCUCCGAGACACUGAGCCUGGCCCUACUGGUGGAGGCACGGUGGGCUCCGGUGGAGAGGAGGUGCCACGAACCCGGAUGUCCCCUGCCACCAUAGCAGCCAAACAUGGUGAGGAGGUGUCCCCUGCUGCCAGCGACCUAGCCAUGGUGCUGACCCGCGGACUGAGCCUGGAACACCAGAAGAGCAGCCGGGACUCGCUGCAGUACUCCAGUGGCUACAGCACACAGACCACCACACCUUCCUGCUCCGAGGACACCAUCCCUUCCCAAGGCUCAGACUACGACUGCUACUCUGUGAACGGGGAUGCAGACAGUGAAGGCCCCCCUGAGUUCGACAAAUCCUCCACCAUUCCUCGAAACAGCAACAUCGCCCAGAACUACCGCCGCCUGAUCCAGACCAAGCGCCCAGCCUCCACCGCGGGGCUGCCCACAGCGGGGCUGCCCACAGCCAUGGGGCUGCCCUCCGGUGCACCUCCCGGUGUGGCCACCAUCCGCCGCACACCCUCUACCAAGCCCACUGUGCGCCGCGCCCUGUCCAGCGCUGGCCCCAUCCCCAUCCGCCCACCCAUUGUCCCUGUGAAGACACCAACCGUGCCCGACUCCCCUGGCUAUGUGGGGCCUACGCGGGCAGGCAGUGAGGAAUGCGUCUUCUACACAGACGAAGUGGCCUCACCUCUGGCUCCAGACCUGGUCAAAGCCUCCCCAAAGAGGCUCAGCCUGCCUAACACGGCCUGGGGCAGCCCGUCCCCAGAGGUAGCUAGCUACGGCGGGGCUGCGGUCGGGCUGGCAACCGAGGACGAAGAGCAGCAACUGGCUGCCAACAGGCACAGCCUGGUAGAGAAGCUCGGGGAGCUGGUGGCCGGUGCCCACGCCCUGGGCGAGGGCCAGUUCCCCUUCCCUACCGCCCUGUCAGCCACCCCUUCGGAGGAGACGCCCACUCCACCCCCUGCUGCCACCAGUGACCCCCCGGCCGAAGACAUGCUGGUGGCCAUUCGUCGCGGGGUCCGGCUGCGCAGGACUGUCACCAACGACAGGUCGGCGCCCCGCAUCUUAUGAUGGUGCCGCCCACCCCUCCCCGUCUGGGCCUGGCACAAGGAGGUGGCCGGAUCUGUGAGCAGCGGCCAGCCACUCUGAGCGGCGGCCCAGCCAGAAGACAAAGCAAGCAUCAGGAGUGAGGCACAGCCACUUUAAGGAAAGAGACAGCCAGGCUGGAUCUCAGCAUCUCGCGGGAAGCGACUUCCCUCACACACCUCACCAGGACAGAGCCUGUUUUAUACUUUCCUUACCUACACAAACCUCCUCUUCCUUCCGGCAGGCCCUGCUUCAUCCAAACCCCAGAGCCCAUAACCAAGGGCUGGGCCUGCUACAUGGGGCCCCACCUGGCCUGGGGUCCACAACUCUCUUCCUCUGGCCCGGCUAUCCUCCAGGGCCACAUGCCCAGCUCUUUCCUUGAAUGCUGGCUCCCUCUUCUCCCUGCCUGGGCCCUGUCCCAUUUCCUCUUGCCUUUGCCCUGCCUCUCCCAGACUCCUCUCUUUGGGAGACAGGGUGGUCACGGAGGGGGCCAGGCACCCAAUCAGCUGAGGAUCUUUUUGUGACUGGGUUUAGGGACAGGCAGGCAUUGGGAAGCCCAGCUCGCUCAUGGUUAAGAGCCUGGAGGGAGGGAAUGUAGGGGCCUUGUCUCAGGGGCCCCUCCAGUUCCCCUCCCCCUGUGAAGAGUAGCCAGUAGGGGUGAGGCAGGGCAGACAGGGAAUGAGUCCAGAGCCCCGUAUCAGGUGUUUUGGAUGUCCUGUUCUUGUCUGGACACUUUGGCGCUUUAACUCUAGGGGCACCUUUGGGUUACAAUUUCACCCAUUGCUGGAGAUAAGGGCUGGAGCAUUAGAUGGUGUGGGGGGUUAUUCUAUGACUGUAAUAAAAUGGAGCUGACCCUAGACAAGAACUGUGUGGGGCAAGCUGGUGGUACAGGGUGUAUGUCUGAGUGCCUGAGAGAGAGGUGUGGGAGCCCCUCGGUGGGCUCGAAGCCAGAGAAGGGUAGGAUCCCUCUCCCCAACCUGGGGGGAGCUACUCUUCUUGCCAGUGUCUGAAGUGUCGGUAGAUUAAGGCUGGUGAGGGUAGGCCAGGGCCUCUGGCCAGUCUGCUGAGUUCCGAGCAAGCUGCAAGCCCAGCUUGGAGCAAGUAUCAGAAGGUUGGUUUUGACUUUCUGUUGCCAGAGGCGACACCAUCCCAAGAAAGUCUAUGCCUACAGGCCUAGCUGGGGCUGGCAGCGGGGACCCGAGGAAGAGUGGGUCCUGCCUCCCUGUCAGCCCAAGUCCGAGCAAGUCAAAGCACGUAAGUGUAAGCCAGAGGAGAGAUUCGGGAGGUAGAACAGGCAGCAGAGUCCAAGGCAGCAUUCUGCCCGAUCCCACAGGGAGGCCAGAGAGCAUACCUUGGUCUCGAAGGAAUGGAGUUGGGGCUGACCUGGGCCCAAGGUCAUGGGUGCUCCAGUGCAGGGCAGCCCAGUAGGUCUGGCGAAGCAGAGAUGGAGUUACCACAGGGCUCCCCGAGGCUGCUUAGUGAGUUAUCUCCAGAGCCUGAGAGCUGGCCCACCAAACUCAGUUGUCACCAGAGCCCCCAAGUAUAGAGUCCAGGAAAGCAAAUGGCCAGAUGUGGAACCCCGAGGCAUAUUUUGACUGCACCUUCCCCAACAGGGCUGUCAGAGCUGAUGGAAAGAAAGGGAUGCAGGAUGUCAAGUGGGCAGGUGUGGUCCCUACACCCAGGGUGUGGCUGGGUCCAAGAGGAUGGACUCACUGCCAUCUGGGGACUCCAGGCCCUGACGGGGAGGGAGGCCAGGGACUUCCCAGGAAGAAGAUGGGGUGGCAUGCCCACCCCCACUUUUAGCAUUCCCCUUCCCCCCCCCCAGGGCUGUACAUAUUCCAUCCCCUUGUCUGACCCACAAGUGUCCUCCUCCACCACCACUUCCUCUAGUGCUCACCUCUCUCAUAGGCCCGCCCUCGGGAUCGGAGCCAACCAUCCUGCAUCACAGACUGGUUUGGGGGCUUCUUCACGUACAUUUUAUUUUAUUUUUUUCAUUUGUACAGCAAAACAUUCUUUUCAAAUGUGUCUUUUGACUGAAGUAACUUUUCUGGUGCUGUUAACUUGUCUUUUUUUUUUUUUAAUUUAUUUUGCCACCCCUCCUUGUUCUACUCACCCUCACCCUCCCCCCGACCCCCCACCCCCACCCCAUCACUUUUAUUCUGUUCUUUCCGCCAAGUUUGGGAUAAAUUCUCCCGCCCGCCCCGGUUUCCAUCCUCUCCUUGAUUUAAAUAGUCACUGCUACAAAGUAACAAAUGCACUGUGAAGAUUCCAGUAUUAAUAAAGUGGUACUGUAGUUAACA
Messenger RNA from Mus pahari (shrew mouse), 4796 nucleotides. It is a transcript of the gene Mtss2, whose product is annotated as MTSS I-BAR domain containing 2. Gene Ontology annotation, molecular function: actin binding; phospholipid binding. Gene Ontology annotation, biological process: cell projection assembly; plasma membrane organization. The coding region runs from base 337 to 2481 and encodes 714 amino acids. The transcript is spliced from 14 exons. The record is from RefSeq and is a predicted model, not a curated record. Gene Ontology annotation, cellular component: cytoplasmic side of plasma membrane; actin cytoskeleton. Lineage: Eukaryota; Metazoa; Chordata; Mammalia; Rodentia; Muridae.